Messenger RNA from Maylandia zebra (zebra mbuna), 2030 nucleotides. RefSeq names its product MFNG O-fucosylpeptide 3-beta-N-acetylglucosaminyltransferase (gene mfng). NCBI's taxonomy places the organism in Eukaryota, Metazoa, Chordata, Actinopteri, Cichliformes, Cichlidae. Gene Ontology annotation, molecular function: glycosyltransferase activity. The record is from RefSeq and is a predicted model, not a curated record. Gene Ontology annotation, cellular component: membrane.
AAGUAUAUAUGUCGUGAUAUCCUGCUGUGUCUUGUACCCCUGAUAUGACGCAUGUUUAAGCUGCUAUGCAGAUCCUCACCGGAUGUGCUUUAUUUUGACAGCGGCGGGAGGAAAUAUUAUUACCUGGUUCCUUGUAGCUUGACAGUGGCGACAGCGCAGAGCUGCAAGUGGAAAGUCAAAUACAUCUUUGCGCUUCUGGCUUUUUGCACAAAAUGAGAGGAAAUGCGAGUUUUUGCCUAUGUGAUCACAGCAGACACGAGUUUAGACCCUGAUCGUGUGUGUGACUGACACGACUCUGAAACUGAAGCUGCACUUGUGAGAAUUAUCAGUUAAUUGGGCCAUUCAGGAACUGUAAAAAAGGAGGAAGACGAAGAAGUGAUGGAGGACCCGUUACGAAAUUAACCCAGAACUUAAAAAAAUGACGUUGAUUUUAAAUAAGGCGGCUAAGAGCACGUUUUAAAUGACCUACAACAUUUAACUGAGAUUCUUUUUUUUAAUUUAUUUUGCUUUACCAUGCGUAACAGAUGGAUACGCCGGAGGUUGCUUGUCUUAAUUUUCACCUUCUUCAUCAUUCUCUACGUGGAUUUUCAGCUUCGAACCAGCAGCCUUCCCAAAGUUAUAGUGGUUCACCAUCCAUCACCCGGUGCGAUCCACCACCGGACCAUCCAGCAGGCUACCUUCCUGGUCAGGGACGCGCAGAACCCGGCGAAAAGUACCAGAAGCAGCGGGGAUACAGCAUUGGCCGAUGGAGGUCGCUCGGUGCCCGAGGACGCACAUGUCAGCCAGCCCGAACUGAAGGUGGAGGACGUCUACAUAGCUGUGAAAACCACCGGGAGGUUCCACAAGACGCGCCUCGCGCUUCUUUUGGAGACCUGGAUCUCCAGAACCAAAGCGCACACGUUCAUUUUCACAGACACAGAGGAUGUGGACCUAACUUCAGAAGGUUAUAACAUGGUGGUAACAGACUGCCAGUCUGAUCACAGUCAGCAGGCUCUGUCCUGCAAGAUGUCUGCAGAGUACGACGGUUUCAUGGCCUCAAACAAGAGGUGGUUUUGUCAUGUGGACGAUGAUAACUACGUCAACCCAGAAGCUCUCCUCUCGCUGCUGUCAGCCUUCCCCCAGGAAGGUGACAUCUACGUGGGCAAGCCGAGCCUGGACAAGCCCAUCACUGCUCAUGAACUGCUGGAGGGCAACGCAACGAGGGAGGUGCAGUUCUGGUUUGCAACAGGUGGAGCAGGCUUCUGCCUGAGUCGAAGACUGGCAGAGAAGAUGGCUCCAUGGGCCAGUGGCUCCCAGUUCAUGAGAACUUCAGCUAAGAUCCGUCUUCCUGAUGACUGCACUGUGGGCUUUAUUGUGGAAAAGCGACUGGGAAUCUCCAUGGUCCACUGUCCUUUAUUCCACUCACACCUGGAAAACCUGCUGCUCAUCAGCCAGAGAAGCAUACCACAGCAGGUGACACUGAGCUAUGGGAUAUUCGAGAAUAAGAUGAACAGCAUCGAGGUAAAAGGGAGCUUCUCGAAGGAGGACGAUCCCUCCAGGUUUAAGACUGUCCACUGCAUCCUGUAUCCCCUCACCAGCUGGUGUCCAUGAGUACCCCCUAAAGACGACCACAUCCAAGCACCUGAGACAAAGCUGGUAUCCAGCUGAAUGUAAUAUUUUACCUUUACCUGCAGAAAAAUGGACCGAUUCAUUUUGGUGGAGCAAUUCUGGAUGCAGAAGGAAUAACGGUGACUCAGACUUAUCUGUGUUCCACAACGCCUCACCUACCACUGAUCAACACAGACUGUAAAAGAGGGAUCUAGACAUCUGUUUUUGGACUUCCAUUCCGAAGACAUGAUUUAAUGUUUGGCCAUUGUUGUGUUCGUCUUUUAGAGCCACAAGAGAAGAGGGUGAAAUUCAGAAAUUAGGCGCUAAUGUAGCAAGCUUAGUUAGCAAGGCUGGUCCACUGAGUCUAUAGGAAUUUCUUUUACUUAUGUAUUAAUCACAUUAUUUUAUUGUAUGAUGCCUUGGUGCCACUGGAUUUUUAAACA